GCGGCGCGGCGCGGCGAGCGAGAGCCCAAAAGCCCGCGCCCGCGGGGCGGUAACUCUGUGGCGCGUUCCGGGCUCUGGGAUUCGGCUGGGUGUGUACCGCUCUCUGGCAGGCGAGAGGCCGCGGGACUCCGCGCUGCGGCCGUAAGCCCCUCUCGGAGCUGAGCCGAGCGAGGCGGGCGGCGACCGGGCCGCGGCAUGGCCGCGAACUAUUCCAGUAUGAGUAACAGGAAAGAACAUGUCAGAACUACAACCAAGUCCCAGCCAGGCUUCCUGGAGCGGCUGAGCGAGACCUCGGGUGGAAUGUUUGUGGGGCUCAUGACCUUCCUGCUUUCCUUCUACUUAAUUUUUACCAAUGAGGGCCGCACAGUGAAGAUGGCGACCUUGCUGGCGGAGGGACUCUCGCUGGUGGUGACCCCCGACAGCAUCCACAGUGUGGCUCCGGAGAAUGAGGGGCGGCUGGUGCACAUCCGCGGGGCCCUGCGGACGUCCAAGCUCUUGUCUGAUCCAAACUACGGGGUCCACCUCCCAGCUGUGAAGCUGCGGCGGCACGUGGAGAUGUACCAAUGGGUGGAAACCGAGGAGUCCAGGGAGUACACCGAGGACGGGCAGGUGAAGACAGAGAGGAGGUACUCCUACAACACUGAAUGGAGGUCGGAAAUCGUCAACAGCAGAAACUUUGACCGAGAGAUUGGCCACAAAAACCCCAGUGCGAUGGCCGUGGAGUCAUUCACCGCAACAGCCCCCUUCGUCCAGAUCGGCAGGUUUUUCCUCUCGGCGGGCCUCAUCGGCAAAGUGGACAACUUUAAGCCACUGAGCCUGUCCAAGCUGGAGGACCCACACGUGGACAUCAUUCGCCGGGGGGACUAUUUCUACCACAGUGAAAACCCCAAGUACCCCGAGGUCGGAGACCUGCGCGUCUCAUUUUCCUACGCAGGGCUGAGCGGCGAUGACCCCGACCUGGGCCCAGCUCACGUGGUCACCGUGAUUGCCCAGCAGCGGGGUGACCACCUGGUCCCAUACUCCACCAAGUCCGGGGACACCUUGCUGCUCCUGCACCACGGGGACGUCUCAGCAGAGGAGGUGUUUCGUCGAGAACAGAAGAGCAACUCCAUGAAGACGUGGGGCCUGCGGGCGGCUGGCUGGGCAGCCAUGUUUGUGGGCCUCAACCUCAUGACGCGGAUCCUCUACACUCUGGUGGACUGGUUCCCCGUCUUCCGAGACCUGGUCAACAUUGGCCUGAAGGCCUUUGCCUUCUGCGUGGCCACCUCGCUGACCUUGCUGACCGUGGCCGCUGGCUGGCUCUUCUACCGGCCCCUGUGGGCGCUUGUCAUCAGCUGCCUCGCCCUGGUGCCCAUCAUCAUUGCUCGGACACGGGUACCGGCCAAAAAGCUGGAGUGAGCCGGGGCUCCGGCACCCACUGGACACUGCCUGUGCCUCGGGACCCAGGUCAUCCCCUCCCCCAAACCCACGUCGGUCUUGGAUUCCGCACGUGCCCCACUCAGGUGGCAGCCUUGGCAGUGCGCACGGGUGUCGGGUUGGCGUCCAUCAGUUAGCACUUCGCACCCCUUCUUGCCAGCGGGCAGCUUUGGUGGCAGGAGGCGGCUCCUGUCCGGCAGCGUGACACACGCCCUCCUGCUUGUUUCCUUUCCUUCUCUUGGGGCCGUGCGGCCACUCGCGUGUUUCAUUUAGCUGAUGUCUGCCGCGGUGGUGACACUCAGACCUGGGGACAGUGCCAGGCUCCACCACAGCCACCGCCAUGCCCACGUCCCAGGACAGGGCGGCAGGGGUGCCACAAACCCACUCUGCGCAUGGAGCUUGAUUCGGUACUUAAGAGAAUCAGGGGGUGUGGUGAUGAGGAAGGUGGACGUUUGUUGGGCUUUGCACGCACGUUACCAUUUGGCAGAAUCUUUGUGGCGUGUAGGACCUCCACAGGCCUGGUUGUUUCUUGCCACUUCAUUUCUCUGCACGUAGCUCCCCGACCUGCCCUAAGAGGGCGCGGUUUCAAGUCAGAUCUAGAAAACAAACACCUCCUGAAUGAUUUACGUCUCAGACUGUUACAGAAAACCCCCUUUCAUCUGUCAGUUGAAGGUAGUUCAGAGCACAGAAAGUUCAGUGGGGCUGUUACUUACCUGGCUGAGAAAGUUACCUGUCGGUAUUCUGGGUCCCUAAGAAGCUUUUCAAAGCUUCAGGUGCUUUGAAACCAGUGUUAGCAAAAGGCUCGUUUUCCCUCUGGGAGGAGAUUGGGGUCUCUAUCCGGGAGAGAAAGGCAUUUCCUUUCAUCCUCUGGCAUCAAAGCCCAGAUUUUCUUGAAGAUGAUUUUGAGUUUUUAGUCAAUUAUCCUAAGUGGGCUCCUUCGUGGUGACACCCCACCCACCAACCAAAAUCAGGCAUCAGAGGCUGCAGAUUUGAAAGCUCUCUGGCCUGGCUCUGUUCAUCACAGGUGUGCUUUUGACAUUAGCAUCUGGGCCUCAAGUGGCCGCUUCUGGGUGAUAUAUGUGUUCAGUGUCCACAGCUUUAUUCCUAAAUCAAAUCUACCCAUGCUUAUUUAAUUCACAGAGUUUAAGUUUCCCAACUACUCUCAACACCCUUUGAAAGAUAAAAGUAUGUUGUAACAUUGAUGUCUUAAAA
Messenger RNA from Balaenoptera ricei (Rice's whale), 2628 nucleotides. RefSeq names its product transmembrane protein 43 (gene TMEM43). Bases 196 to 1398 code for a protein of 400 amino acids. Gene Ontology annotation, biological process: nuclear membrane organization. The record is from RefSeq and is a predicted model, not a curated record. Gene Ontology annotation, cellular component: nuclear inner membrane. The transcript is spliced from 12 exons. Lineage: Eukaryota; Metazoa; Chordata; Mammalia; Artiodactyla; Balaenopteridae.